Messenger RNA from Trichobilharzia szidati, 3637 nucleotides. The record is from the annotation of a GenBank genome assembly. Lineage: Eukaryota; Metazoa; Platyhelminthes; Trematoda; Strigeidida; Schistosomatidae.
GUUUAUCUCACUGGCGGGCUAAAGGAAAUACGUCAACAGGCUAUACGUUAUGAAGAAAUCGUACGGUGAUGACAAGCAGUUCGUUUUGGAAGGGAAGAGCUGUACAUUGUUUGAUGACAAGGAAAAGGCUUUCGAAGUUGAGACUGGCAAACUUCUCAUACCUUGGUGGGGAGAUGAAUCAAUUUUAAUAGAUAGAUUUGAUGGGCGUGGAUAUCUCACUGAGGUCUGCGAGCAGGAUCCCGCUUUUGAUCUAAAAUAUGAAGAUUAUUUAUCUGAAGAUGAGAUAGCAAUCGAAAAAAUGUGCGAUUUUGAGCGUUAUUUGGAGAUGCAGGUCGACGUCCAUGAACUCGCAAUUGAAGCUGGUGAGUUUCUUUUAACAAUUGUGUUUUAAUAUGUUCUGCACUUACCAUCUUUGCCGAUUGUUAAUGUGACCUUAGCUUUUGAGUCGAUGUCCGUUUGGUAAACGCGUUGAUGAGAAUUUCGUUCUAUUUGGUAAGUUUUAUCUGUGAACUGAAUAAAGCAUAUUUUGGAUACUUAUGACUGUUACUAGAUUAACCUGGUAUGAAUUUUUGUUUGUAUUACUAUGUGUGCCAAUUGUAUAUAUUUUAUGCUGCAGAGAUUAACAACUUUUACAUCUGUUUAUACAUUGCAGGUUUUUUCGGAAUGCAACAUGCAAUACGAGCCUGGUGAGGCUAUGGGAAUAAGCAUACAUUCAAUGUAAUUAAACAUUAGUCAUUUUUUUUAAAAACAAACAAACUAUUGUACUUCUGUUUUUAUCCUCAAACAUAUAUACAUCAUUCAUUUCAUUUUUUAUUAUACAGAAGAGGCUCAAAAACGUGAAUCAGAAAAGUAUCGUAAUCAUUAUGGAGCUGUUGGUUUUUCUUACGAUGAAAAUAUUCCCGGGUCAAAUGGUAAUGGAUCCAGCCCUAGUAAAGAGUCAGGUGAGCCUGACAUUAAGGAACAACAAACUGAAGAACCAUAUAAUUGUCCACCUGAGCUGCAGCAAUUUGUGUCAAAUCUACAACUUCCAGAAACUGAUAAACAAGCUCAUAUCAUUGAAAAAACUGCUGUUUUUGUUGCACGAAAAGGAAAUCAAAUGGAAAUCGUUCUUAAAGCAAGACAACAUAAUAAUCCGCUAUUUGGUUUCUUAACCUAUGAUCAUGCACUUAAUCCAUUUUACAAGGAGAUUGUAAGAUUGGUCUCACAGGGUCGUUAUAUCCCGAAACCUCGUCAGACUGUAGAUAAACCCACUGGUACGCUUUUUACAGAAGCAAAUGAAUCAAAUAAAACGAUUCACGAAGAUGAAUAUGAAUUAAAGUUACCCAAAGUUGAUAUUUCGAAUACUCCUUAUGCUUCACUUAUUUCAAAGUUCAAAAAAAUUAAUGAAACGGCUGCGGCGUUGGCAGCAGCGAAUCUUGCUGCUAGUGCUACUUCCGAUGCUCAAUCUCGCGUGGCCACUCCUGAAGUGCUAAACGAAACAGCAGAUCCUCCACCUAGUUCUGAUGGGAUAGCUAAUAAUAAUGCUCCAGACAGCUUCGAAAACAAAGAGAAAACCGUAGAAUCAGAAAAUGAAACACCCUCACCUCAGUCUUCCUGUACAAAAGAUGAAGUUGCUGUAAAUUGUGAAACUGCUACCGCUGCUGCUGAUAAUGAUGAUGUUUCAGCCACUACUACUAUGGAUAAUUCUCAACCGGAGUUGACUGAUCCUUUAUCUCCUGAAGAAUAUGAACGUAUCUAUCAAGAAUAUUACAGACAUUACUAUGCACACUAUUAUACGCAUUAUACCAAUCAGUAUACUGUGUGUGGUCUAAUGAAGGAUGAACAUGAAGCCAGUAUUGUCCAAGAAGCUGCUAAAGCAGCCGCUAUAGCAGCUGCAGCUGCUGUCAACGUUGUUCAACAAACCCGUUUAAACACCAGUGCACCAGUGAUAUUUGAACCACCAAUGAAUGAUGACCAGCGUGGCAUUAUCAACAAAAUGGCCGAGUAUGUUGUUCGUAAUGGCUUAGAGUUUGAAGAACUAGUCAGUCGUCAAAAAACCAAAGAUCCACGAUUUGCAUUCUUGAAACCAGAUCAUCCUUUGCAUUCAUAUUAUAUGGCUAAACGAAGAGAAUUAGAUCCUGAUGACAGUUUGACUAAAGCUGCUGAUAAUAAUUUCAAUGAUAUUCCUUCUCCACCCAAGUCACCUAAAAUACGUUGUUCGAGAAAAAGGCAUUCGAGUAAUGAAGAGCCUUAUGGUCCCAAAGUAAAGAGUAACUCUCAUAAAAAAUCCCACUCACCAGAUUCUCACAAGAAAACGAAAGGUGAUUCCGAUAGCAGAAAUUCAGAACGUCAGACAAGCAUCAGUUUUCGGCUUAGUCGUCCAAUUCCCCCAGCAAAAUCUCAAUCUGCUCAUAAUAAUAAUGAUGAUACUUCUACUGAAAAGGCUAUGGAUAUAAUUGAAUCUGCUGUACGAGAGUACUCUAAAUCAGUUUCAAAGAGUUCAAAACGAAGAGAAGAACAACUGAAAAAAUCAAAUAUUCGUGAAAAUGAUGUCAAAUCAAAGAAAAGAAAACAUCGGUCACCUAACAUUCAUGUGAUACCUGGUAUUCCCAGUCCCAGUUCUUCAUCUUCCUCACAGUCAUCUCCACUUCACAAUGACAGUCCAUAUUCUGAUAGAAGUCAUUCUCAUAGAAGUUUGAACUCCAACUCUUCAUCUACUUCACCUGCCAACUCAAGCCAGUCAUCUGAACGACACGAUAGAUCUGAACGAGUUACUAACUUCCAGUCUCCUAAGUCGUCUGCCAGUAAUUCCCCAUCACCAUAUGCGAACAAUUCACAUUCUCCAGUGGAGUCAGCAUCUCAUUCGAGUGCUCACCUAACUUCCAAUUGGCCUUCUUGUGCUCUUGACGACUUAUUAGACAUACAUGAACCUACAAGUCUGCUAGAUUUCUCUGCAGAUGGCUAUCAAGUUACUAUCCCCACAGAAAAAGACGAGCGUUUACGGGAAGAAAGACGCAAAAAAGCUGCUCAGUUGGUACAUCAACUGAAACUGACAAGUUCUAUCAUGAAAACAACUUCAGAAAAUAAUAAUAAUAUCACAGCUGCAAAGCCUGUUACUACAACUGAUAUUCCCUCGAAGAAGAUGACUGAGCGUUCUCGUGUUUCACCUCCCCCAGCUCCUGACUCUGUCCCUGCAGCUGUAGCUCAUGCUGUAGUUGCUAAUCUUAAACGUCGUCAAGAAGCCCUGGAAGCUGAGAGUAAAUCUCGGAAGAAGCGCCACCGAUCACCGCCUGCAGCUUAUGCACUCACGCGUAAUCGCAAUACCGAUAGGUCGCCAAGAAGAUCACCAACUCCAAAACGGGAUUCCUAUGACCGUAUAGAUUUUAGAGAACCAGAUGAUCAGUAUUAUAAAUCAAAGAGAAAAUAUCAUAAAAAAUCUCACUAUUGAUUAUAUUAACCAAGAUAUUAUAUUACCUUAUUGUAAACGCUUGUACAUAUAUUGUAUUAAUUAUUUGUGAUACUACAGCUUUUGUAGCUGAUGUACAAAAGUUUAGGGUUGUUUUCAGUGAGUUACAAGUUUGUUGUUUUUACCUCUUACUGUAACUUUGUAAGAAUUAUGCAUUUUUUGUGCUAAUAAAUACUUGCUAAACACUAUAAA